AUGUCCCAGGCACCAUUUAAAGAAACAUUUGAUUAUAAAUGUGAUAUGAUUUUGGGAUAUCAGAUUGAAGUUAUUGCAGUUCUUGUUGGUAGCCAACUUGACAAAAAUUCAUGUUAUUUUGAAUAUGACUGCAGAAUUACUCAAUUGUCUAUACAUAAAAAAAGAAACUUUAAGUUACUUCAAUAUAUAAAUUGUUCUAAUAAAAAUGUACCUUCUGACAAAAAUAAUUCUAUGGUGAUUCAGUGUAGUCCAAGUAUAAGAAUAACUGGAAUAUUUGCAUUUAUAAUCUAUAUGAUUAAUUAA
Messenger RNA from Strongyloides ratti, 303 nucleotides. RefSeq lists its product as hypothetical. The coding region runs from base 1 to 303 and encodes 100 amino acids. NCBI's taxonomy places the organism in Eukaryota, Metazoa, Nematoda, Chromadorea, Rhabditida, Strongyloididae. The record is from RefSeq and is a predicted model, not a curated record. The transcript is spliced from 4 exons.